Messenger RNA from Ornithodoros turicata, 6310 nucleotides. Its product is annotated as cell adhesion molecule DSCAM-like. Bases 1809 to 6032 code for a protein of 1407 amino acids. NCBI's taxonomy places the organism in Eukaryota, Metazoa, Arthropoda, Arachnida, Ixodida, Argasidae. Gene Ontology annotation, molecular function: protein binding. Gene Ontology annotation, biological process: cell-cell adhesion. The transcript is spliced from 24 exons. The record is from RefSeq and is a predicted model, not a curated record.
UAGUGGAGGAAACAUGGUGUCCUGAUGGACUGUGCCUGUUUCCGUGUGCCUGUUUCCACUCCGGACUAAUGACAUCCCAUCCUUACUUGAGUGAUUUGCAGUACUGUUUCGAACGUUCUCCUGACAAGUGAAGCAACUGUCCGAUAUUGCUUCACGGUUCCCGGGUAGUCCGAGAGUUUUAUAAGGAUUCAGCUUCCGGAAACGUUACACCUGAAAGUGCGUGGGUGACAGUGGACGGAGCGGACUGCAGCAUUGGAUUCUGGUCAAGUUUUAUGCAUGCAAAAUAGGAACAGUGGCAUUGACCACGUGACUGUACAAGCGUACUGGCUGGUCCCUCACGGAUACGACGGACGAUCUUCAAGGACGACUUUGUGGAUGUGCUACGAAAUCUGUGCGUUAUAGGUGUUGUGUUUCUGUGCCGCGAGAUGUUAUAAUACAGUGCGAAAUCAAAGCUAAAGGCGCGACAUUUGUUUUUCAAUCGCUAUCGCUGUUUGUCACCCCAGUAGACAUACCUUGAAACUCUUAUUUUGAAAGGAGUUCAGUUCCGUGAUCGUGAGAGGUUGGAGAGAAUGUCAUGUUUUCACUAACUCCAGAUACCGUCUUCUAGCACGCAAGUAUAUUAGAAACGAAAUAUCACAUUCUCUAUAACGAUAUCUGAUGUCGCUUGCAGCGUUGUUGUGAAGUCUUGCAGCUAGCGCAAACUAAUUAAAUAUUGACAUCGGCGAAUCUCUCACUGAAAACACGGCGCAGAUGAAAACGUCAUAUUCAACUGCGGACAUUCCCAAAUAAACGCUGCACUUCGCGAAGAAUAGCACGCAACGCCUUCGGAAAAACCAUCGACCGGCUACAUCGAAGAUGACAACCGCCACUUAGAUUCGGAUUCUAAACGCAAAAGUGUCGCAUUUAACAAACGUCACAGCAGCGCACAAGACGCCGCCAUCGCUACAACUAGCGCUUCCUUAUCGAGAAAACUUUCUUUUCAAAGAAUCAUUUCCAGUUUCGAUCUAGGAACGAAAAUCUGACAGUUUUGGAACAAGUCGCGGAAGCUCUUGAUGCAGAAGGGUCCUUUCUUUCUUCUUUCGUAAAAAUAUACAACCCUUGUGCAACGCUCACAGAUUUCAGAAGUUCCUUAUAUGCGUGACUGGCUGCCUCUGCAGAUACUCCUUCCGGCUGCGCUGUCAAAUGAUCUCAGAGGAAUAUCGGCCGAGCGUGUUUCUUGACAGAAAUCUCUAGCUUUGGCAAGAUUCUGGUAAGGGGCGCACUAUUCUGUGCUUUUCAAGCUCGACUUGCUUUCACAUCGUGUCGGAAAGCGCAGCAGACGACGCGGUGGUAGAUCGGCUUCCGCAGAUGCGAGUUUUGUUUUGACAGAGCGUAGCAGACGACAAGGAAAGCAGACACGGUUUUGUUUUUACAGACUCUAGUUUCGUAUUGAGCUACCGCCUGCGGGGAGUUUUGCUUUUUUUAAUACUGCGCAAGGUUAAACAUGCAAGAGAAAACUUGUGUUCGAGACAGUCAAUCGUACUAAAUCAACAACUCUAGUUCCAUACAGAAUAUUUUCCAAAAUCCCGAGUAACAAAACAUGAGCGAACGGUAAGGAACAAAACUGUAUGGAAGUGUCACGUGAAUAAAAGGGUGUCUACGAGGUCGCGUUAGGUCACCGUGCGUGGUAACCCGUAAAUGCUUCGGGAUGACGUGUAAUUUCUUAAGACAGCUACGUUACAAGUUGCAUAGAAAGCAAUGACAAGGGUGUUGUGCUGUGAAACAUCUGUGCCUGUGUACAAAUAGCAGAAGACGAUCAUCGUGGGUUGAUGGCGAUGGCGGUUGUGUUGAAGUGGAUCGUCAUGCAUCUCUAUGCAGCGACUCUCUUGGGAAUUUGCUGCUGUAGCAACGGAGUGUUAUCGUUGCUACACCGCGGUCCCUCCUUCACACUGGAGCCUCCACCGCUGGUAGAGUUCACCAACAGCACCGGAGCCGACGUUCGCUGCCACGCGGACGGUAAUCCCAAGCCCACAAUUCGAUGGGAGGAUUUGUCCGGAAGGACGGUUUCCGCAGACAGCAGCCUCACCUUCCGGCCUUUUUCGAGGGACAGCUACCAACAGAGUGUCCACGCCGCCUUCUAUCGAUGCGUGGCUACCAACGCUGUAGGGACCAUCAUAAGUCGUAUGGUGCAUGUGCUUGGAGUGCUGGAUGAACGAGUUUUGGUGCGCGUGGUGGACGACAUAGCGGUUCGCGGCAACACGGCUGUUCUGCGUUGCAAUGUUCACCAGUCCCAAGCACCUUACACGGCCUUCGACGGUUGGAUACGAGACGACGGGUUCACGAUCUCAAGACCUUCCUACAAUGAUGAACGGUACACGGUACUCCAUACGGGAGAGUUGCUGGUUCACCGGACAAACAUGGCGGACACAGAGAGGACGUACAGGUGCCGAGUACGGCAUACGUUGUCUGGAGAUGCAGCGACGAGUAGCAACACUGCAAGGGCUAUCGUCACCGAUAUGUCCGAGAACGUCCCACCCCGAAUGACCUACUCUGUGCCCAAGAUCGAUGUGGGAGUAGGCAGGCACGUGGAAUUACCCUGCGUCGCCACAGCAUUUCCACCAGCAAACGUCACGUGGUACCGCUUAGCGAGACGGCAGCUCGAACUUGUCCCAACUGGGGCGGGAGCAAGGCAGCUGAACGGUGUUCUAACAUUCGACGUGGCGGGCACGCAUAUGAGCGGGACAUAUGUGUGCGUAGCGAAGAACGACCUCGGCGAGUCACGCACGGAGAGCGUCGUACAUGUCAACGAUGUCUCGGGGGCGUCUUUGGUGCCAAAUUACCAAGCGGUGGAGCCCGGAAAGACGGCUACACUCAACUGUAGCGUCACUUCCGGCAGGACGAACCCUCUACACGUGACCUGGUUUAAAGAUGGCCGCCAGCUUAAGACUGACGGCCGCGUUCGUUCCAUUACGCCGACUAGGCUCAAGAUCGACUCUCUACAGAGAGAGGAUGGCGGGAUGUACCAAUGCUUUGUAGGAAUAAAUCAAGAUGGGGUCCAGGCGGCCGCGGAGGUAAUCAUUAACGCUAGGGAACCAACGCUGAGCCAAGUGUUCUACCAGAAAACGGCAAAGCCCAGUGAAAGUAUGGCGCUCCAAUGUCAAAGCGAAGGUACACCUCGACCAGUAGUCACGUGGACUCGCAACGACGAACCGGUCUUCUCCGAUGCACGCAUCCGAAUAUCCAGCGACCGCGCGAGUGACCACGUGAUCUCGGUGCUCAACUUCUCCAGGGUUCGUCUCGAAGACUCUGCAGUGUACGCCUGCGUCGCGAAAAACGACGUGGGCACCGUGGUGCAUUCGGCGAGGCUCAACGUGCUCGGUACUCUGUUUAUGCAUCGAGAGUCGUCUAACGCUACUGUGGUCGCCGGACAGGAUGUGACGUUAAAGUGCCCUUACGGAGGGUUUCCGGUGGAAAGUGUAACGUGGUAUAAGGACGACCACAUGCUGCCGAGGAACAAUCGCCAAUCUGUGGACGACGACGGCAACCUCCACAUCCGGGACGCCCAACACGCUGGAGACGCCGGUGACUACGCGUGCGUCGUGAAAGGCUACACGCAAGAAGUUCGUGCCACUACGCACCUCGUAUUUGUAGUUCCCCCCGUGAUCGACGACCACUUCUUUCCUGAAACAAUCACCGUCGACGAAGGAUCUCGAUCGCGUCUGCUGUGCUCUGUGUCACGCGGUGACGGCCCCAUCCAGUUCCAAUGGUUGAAAGACGGCCGCCCGCUGAGCUCCGUGCCGGAUGCAUCUCUGCAGUUCGCCGAAGACUCGGCCAUGAUUAAGUUCCGCCGUAUACGGUUCAAAGACAGCGGAAAGUACACGUGCUUCGCAAUCAACGAUGCUUCUCAGGAUAACCGCACCACGGAGGUCAUCGUCAACGUGAGCCCCCGAUUGAAGGACACGCCAAGAAACACGACAGCGACCCAGGGGCGUUCUGUCGUGCUGCAAUGCAGCGCAGACGGCUUUCCCACACCCACUAUCACGUGGAAGAAACAAGGCCUGAAUAACGAAUUCGAGCCUCUGAACCUCAACUUCGGCAUGCAUAUACUUCCCAACGGGAGCCUCCUUAUCCGAAGCCCCGAGGAAGGGGACGAAGGCAUCUACCGAUGCGAGGCCCGAAACCAGAUUGGAGCUGCAGCCACGAGGGACGCAGCCUUGGUGGUAUACGAACCGCCAAAGUUCAAAGAACGCUAUCGCGUCCUCUACAUACGCCAGGGCGAGACUUUCAACACGGAGUGCUCGGUGUCGUUCGGCGACGCUCCUCUGUCUUUCUCCUGGGAAAAGAACUAUCGACCUCUCAAUUGCUCCAGGUGCCUAGCUCGGAGUACCUCUCACAGUUCUGAGCUCACUAUUCUGAGCACUACUCGGAAAGACAGCGCCCUCUAUUCGUGCUCUGCGAGGAACCAUCAUGGAAAAGACACCACUUUCUUCCAAGUCGUCGUUCAAGAGCCUCCGGAUGCACCGACGACGCUCUUGGUGAGCAACGAGACGAGCCGCACGGCGGCGCUUCACUGGCAGGCACCCUUCGAUGGAAACAGCGAGAUCAUCAAGUACAAGCUACACUACAAGGUCGCCAACGAACUGAUGACCGGGGCAACAUUCGAGGCAACAGUAGCCGGCACAGAAACAUCGACAACUCUGACAAACUUGAAACCGGUGUCCAAAUACGAAGUGCGCGUCUCAGCCGAAAACGCCUUCGGAAGCAGCUCCCCCAGCAACUCCACCAUCGUCCACACAAAGGAGGAGGCUCCGUCAGGACCUCCUACAGCUGUCAGCCUGUACACCACAGGAUCGCAGUCACUCAAAGUCACCUGGAGGCCUCCUUCGAAAGACCACCAUCAUGGCACGAUCCUGGGAUACUAUGUGAGUUACCGCGUUGCCGACGGUGAAUCGCCAGCUAUCAAACAGGUAGACGCGCGAAACGGCAACUCGUCGCACGGGCUGGAAACAACCUAUCUGACCAAUCUGCGACGGCUCACCAAAUACGGGGUCAUGGUACAAGCUUACAAUGGCGCUGGAAAAGGACCGCCUUCCGAAGAAGUCUAUGCUACGACUCUUGAAACAGCGCCCCCAACGUCACCAUCGGUCCAAGUGGAACCUCAUUCUACAAACUCUGUGUACGUACGCUGGAAGAAAGACCCCAAGGAUCGCUCACAGAACACAGAGUAUGUGCUCCACUACGGCGGAGACGACGGCGAGUGGAAGAAACACACGCUGGCAGCACAGGAGAAAGAGUUCCUAUUGCGAAACCUGCGCUGCGGAUCUCAGUACCGGCUCUACGUGACUGCAUCCAACAGCCUCGGCAUGGGGGAACCCGGCGAGGAGUCGCUCGUGCGCACCAAGGGCGGACCUCCGGUAGCGCCCAGCCAAGAAGGCUUCAUCGUGGCAAACAAAACAAGCGCCGUGCUGCGCCUCAGCCAAUGGUCGGAUGGCGGAUGCCCCAUCAACCGCUUCGUGCUGCAGUACCGUCAGAAGCUGGAACCCCGCUGGGCCUCCAUAUCGGAGACGCUGGUGCCUCCGAGGUCCGGCAGCCACACGCUCAGUAAUCUCCUCCCGGGAAAAGUGUACGUGAUCGCCAUCGUGGCCCACAGCGAGGCCGGAGCCACCAGAGCAGAGUUCGAGUUUGUCACCCCGUCGCACAAAGCUACAAAGACAACGACAGAGCCAAUGUCCGGAACUUCGAACGCAAGCAGUCGAUUCCCGCUCCAGGAGAACCUGGUGUUCAUCGUUCCCGCUCUUCUAUCCGCAUUCAUCGUCGUCCUGGUCAUUGGCCUCUUCGUGUUCUAUUCGAGGAAGCAGUCACCCAGACCGGAUGUCACAACCGAAAAAGACUUAACCGGACGCAAGGUAUACGUCGAGGAUGCGUUCAUCAUCGCGGAACUGCCGAGGAAACCACACGACCGCAGCGACACCAGCGUUGCCUGCGCGAACAUUUUCGACUCCCAGUCGAAACGAAGCUGCCACAUCUACACUACCAACCAAAGUGCCCUGUAAAGUGAGAUGUGCUACGUGGGAAGACUUCAUCACAAAGGUGUCGUCUGCGAAAUCUUGAUUGUCGCAACGGACGACAGCGCGUGGCAGACGACAGGGGCAGCUGUAUCGCAGACGACAGCCGUUACAGCGACGCAGCCACAACUUUAUCGAGCCAGAUUUGGCGUCACACGGAAGAAAGGCGUGUGUGGAUAUGGACGUCAUAUUUUCUUCUUGUUUACCGGAUAUUGUAUGCGCGGAUUGUUUUUUCUAUUUUUCGGAGUGUAUAAUAAAAGUCUACA